AUGUCACCCAUGGAAUGGGAGACAGUUGAAGUGAAACACAUAGCAAGCUCACCAGGACAUUUCUACCUUCAUUGAUCAAGUCUCUCAAUAGUCGCUGGUAACACAGCCCAAACUGACAUGGCUCAGGAGUAAGUGGGGAACGGAAAGCAGGAAGGAAACAGCAAAAGGGAAGAAGACAAAUCUGAGGUGGAAUGGGAAACAGGCAGUGCCAAUGAAGAGGAAAAGAGUUUUUGCACUUUUGUUUCAAAGACAGGAAUUUCAAAAGACAAACUGAAGGCCCUUUUGAAAGAGAGUCCUUUGGUUACCAGGUGGCAGGAAGCAAACUGUAAGUCAAGUUUGAGUCUGCCUCAGAAUUUGGCAGUGAAGAAUGGUAAGGGGAAACCAGCCACUGAUUCAAAAGCAUACACCAUCAUCCCAGACUGCCAAAUUGACAGAAACCAAGUGAGGCUUGCUAACAAUGAGCCACCAGCUCAUGUUGUAGAACCUCCAAACAUCCAAAACCAAGAGAAUGCCAACAUCCAACCUUCAGCCUCGAUAUCAUCAGCUUAUGAUGGUGGGCUGGCAUUAAAGACCAAAUCUUGUGUUCACAUGAUUCUGGAAAACUGCCUGGAGACCAACAGUGACAACCCCGUGCUUCCACGCAGGACAAAGUAUAUGAGAUACCUACGUCCAGAGGUUACUGGUGCACGUUCUGAUCCUUCCAUUUACAAUGACAACAUUGUCUUGAUUCCCAACAUUGCGAUCUUCAGAGCUCCCUGGGCAGAGAAAACCACGAGGGUCCCCUGUGAUUCCUGCUCUGUGACAGGUUCUCCCCUCCUGACCUUCCCGAGACAUGUGGCGAAGCUUCAUUAGGCACAGCUCUGAGCCCUUGUUUACUUGCAUGCCUUCUUCACCUGCCUGUGCACCCUCGUCCAGCCUUCCUGCUUUAAUCACCCGAAAAACCACCAUGAAAGCUUUGUGCAGGAGCUCAUCAAGGGCAUGCAAGGUGGCGGUGUCUACAUCCAGAGCUUUUCUUCCCACGGUUAUGGCCUGUUAGAAGUGACACAUUGA
Hypanus sabinus (Atlantic stingray) is the source of this 1050-nucleotide messenger RNA. RefSeq names its product lengsin, lens protein with glutamine synthetase domain (gene lgsn). Gene Ontology annotation, cellular component: membrane; cytoplasm. The record is from RefSeq and is a predicted model, not a curated record. NCBI's taxonomy places the organism in Eukaryota, Metazoa, Chordata, Chondrichthyes, Myliobatiformes, Dasyatidae.